GGCGCCGCGCAUGCGCAGAUCAGUGAGAACGUUAACUCCUGAACUUCGUAGUCAGAAAAAUUCAGAUUUAUUAAAUAGCAGGGAAAACAGCAUUGAGUUGACAUGGCAUUUCGCCGAAGAAACAAGAGUUACCCUUUCUUCAGCCAGGAAUUCUUAAUACAAAACCAUGCCGACAUCGUCUUCAGUUUGGUGAUUUUCAUUUUGAUUGGAUUGAUGUUUGAGGCAACCGCUAAGACGGCCAUACUGUUCAUUCAGCCUCAGUACAAUGUCACCACACAAUCACAAGAGGGAGAGGUGACGUGGUACCAUUACGGAUGGAAAGACUGUGCUACCAUCCUCUUCUAUUUCUUCAUCGCCAUCAUCCUCCAUGCAGUAGUGCAGGAGUAUCUUCUGGAUAAAGUGAACCGGCGUCUUCAUCUCUCCAAGAGCAAGAACACCAAAUUUAAUGAGUCUGGUCAACUGUGUGUGUUUCACUUGGUGUCUAGUGUGUGGGGCCUCUACAUCCUCAUAACAGAAGGAUAUCUCCUGCAUCCCAGCAGACUUUGGGAGAACUAUCCCCAUGUACACCUCAGGUUUCAGGUGAAGUUUUUCUACCUCACUCAGCUGGCCUACUGGCUCCAUGCCUUGCCAGAGCUUUACUUCCAGAAAGUACGCAAGGAGGAGAUUUCUCGUCAGCUCCAGUACAUCUGCCUGUAUCUGCUGCACAUCUCUGCAGCCUAUUUGUUAAAUUUGAGUCGUGUGGGUCUGGUGCUCCUCUUCCUUCAGUAUGUGUCGGAGCUGGGCUUCCACAUCGCCAGACUCUUCUACUUUACUGAUGAGAGCCAUCAGAAAAUGUUUGACCUGUGGGCGAUCAGCUUUGUGUUUACACGGAUGUCUACUCUGACCCUGAUGUUCCUCGCCGUCGGGUUUGGUUUGGCUCGUGCUGAGAACCAGGGCCUGGACUUGGAGAUGGGCAACUUCAAUACUGUACUGAUAAGGAUGACUGUUUUACUGCUGGUAUGUUUGACUCAGUCUUGGCUACUUUGGAAGUUUAUCCGCUUCCAGCUGAGGCGCUGGAGGGAGUUCAGACACGAACAGGCUGUUCGCAAGAAGGCUGCCGCAAAACAACCCCUACGGCCACUGAAGAGAGACUCGCUUGGGCACCAUGAAAAUGGAGUUCUUAAAGCUGAGAAUGGAGCCUCUCCUCGGACCAAAAAACUCAAAUCCCCAUAAGAUAACAUACUGACUGGCCUGAACAGCGGCCUUAGCCCAGGCUAAGGUUUCUCAUCAGCACAACGAGGAAGCUGGUGGCUUCUGGUUGAGUAUGUCCUGAGAUGUUACAGGGACUCAGUCGCUACAGACUUAGGCUUGAAUGCUGGAAAAUGAAAUCCAAGGAAAUCCCUUGAGCCCAACAGACAUUUACUCUUCUCAUCAUAUCAGUAUUUUUUAUACAUCUACACGGCCUGCUAGCACACCCCAAGGAGCACCAUUGUAUACAGAAUGAUUAAAAUGUAAAGUGAACACAGUAUGCGGCACACAUGUUACUGUGUGUCAACGUUGAAUGUGUUGAUGCAUAUCCUCAUACAUAAGUACUGUAUUGGUUGUAGUGUUGUCUGAUGUCGCAGCUGUUUUCAGCUCUUUGCCAUUGAGCCGGCUUUGCUUGUUUUCUUGUCUGGUCCAUUGGAGCAGAGAAAUGUUACUGAUGAUAUGGUAUGAUAUGAGCUUACUGUAUACUGGCCUUAACACUAUCCCUUCACCAUGUUGGGGAAGGGAUUUUGGCCAACCAAUAGAGUGGUCACCUGGGCUCCUCCCAAUGAUUCUUGUACUGCAUUUCUCACUGAUCACUUAACAGAUAUGCACAAGUAUGUAUGUUGGAUAUUACCGCAUGCCAUUCCAUGUUUUUUUUCCUUUUAUUUUUUUUGUUAAUUACUUUAUUAAAUAAUGCAAUUUUCUGAAAUAAAGUGUGGAGUCAUCUAUUAUGACUGAGGCUGUAGAACUAGUAGGUAUUUUUCUACAUGUUUCUACAUUUUAUCAACCAAAAUGAAAAACUUUCAGUUGUUAAAAAUUUAGAGACAUUUUGCAAAAUUGUUGUCCUAGUUUAUGGUAUUUUUUUAUUUCCUCUGAUAUCAUUAAGAUAUUCUUGAAGUGUGAAGUUGCUGUUUAUUGCCUAUGUGUUGUAUCUGUUUAUUAGACUGCAUACUAGUGAAAUUACAAGUGUGGAUAAGCAAAGCAUACUGACACCUACCCUCGCUUUUUGCUAAAGUACUAGUCCGCUGUACAUAACCAGAUCUGUCAAAUCCUCUUCACAAAUAAAAAGCAAAUGCAUUUAAUAGUGAA
Molecule: messenger RNA, 2316 nt
Organism: Thunnus maccoyii (southern bluefin tuna)
Lineage: Eukaryota; Metazoa; Chordata; Actinopteri; Scombriformes; Scombridae
Gene: tram2
Product: translocation associated membrane protein 2
Exons: 11
Coding region: 103-1212 (369 amino acids)
Biological process (GO): protein insertion into ER membrane; SRP-dependent cotranslational protein targeting to membrane, translocation
Cellular component (GO): endoplasmic reticulum membrane
Source: RefSeq, a predicted model, not a curated record